This is a messenger RNA of Strongylus vulgaris, 525 nucleotides long. NCBI's taxonomy places the organism in Eukaryota, Metazoa, Nematoda, Chromadorea, Rhabditida, Strongylidae. The record is from the annotation of a GenBank genome assembly.
AUGGAGGAUGAUAGCAGCUACGAAAAUGAUCUUUCUAUCGAUAAUCCGUUUGAGCAACAUGAGCGUACGAUUAUCCAACAAGGCGACCGAAUGGACGAUAAUAGCAGCUACGAAAAUGAUCUUUCUAUCGAUAAUCCGUAUGAGCAACAUGAGCGUACGAUUAUCCAACAAGGCGACCGAGUAGGAGAGUUAGCAGCUGAGCCCUUGUCUGCGUUCGCUCCUUCACCAGAAGAGGAGCUCGAUAUUGAACAACUACAAAGUGCCAUCGCGAAGUUGAAAAAUAUUCAUGAAUUAGGGGAAAAAUCACAGUGUAUGAUGUGCAUUAGAAAACAGGAGGUUUGUAGUGAAGCUCACGCAUUUCUCAAUCACGUCAAUCGCGUACAUGCCAAAAUCCAGCUGUACGGUUGUUUGUACUGUAAUUUUGCGGGAGCUUCAAAAUGUUCAGUGAAACUUCACCUUCGUGCACAUAGAAGUUUCUUGAACCUAGACGUGAAAUUAUCUCAGUAUUUCAAAAUUAUGCCGUGA